Mugil cephalus (flathead mullet) is the source of this 2637-nucleotide messenger RNA. RefSeq names its product peroxisomal membrane protein PMP34 (gene slc25a17l). NCBI's taxonomy places the organism in Eukaryota, Metazoa, Chordata, Actinopteri, Mugiliformes, Mugilidae. The record is from RefSeq and is a predicted model, not a curated record. Bases 215 to 1162 code for a protein of 315 amino acids. The transcript is spliced from 9 exons. Gene Ontology annotation, cellular component: peroxisomal membrane. Gene Ontology annotation, molecular function: FAD transmembrane transporter activity; FMN transmembrane transporter activity; NAD transmembrane transporter activity.
GUUCAUUGCAUAAACUGUUUGCUUUGGUUUAUGGUUUUCUCCUCAGGUCGCCCCUGGCUUUCCUGCACUAUGUGGUUGACUUUGUAAGUGUUUGUGUUACAACUGGUCCGAGCGGUGGUCCUCUCCCCUCGGUGGGUCUCUCCCAGUUGCUACUUUCGCACCGGCUUGUAGUCCCGUCUGUGAGGUCCGAGCGGAUCGGGAGGAACCUGCAGAGAUGUCCGCAAACGGUGGCACGCCUGUCGGCCUCCUGUCUUACGAGACCCUGGUCCACGCUGUGGCUGGCGCAACGGGGAGUGUGACUGCAAUGACCGUCUUCUUUCCUCUGGACACGGCUAAAAGCAGAUUGCAGGUGGAUGAGAAGCGAAAGUCUAAGUCUACCCCAAGGAUCCUGGCUGAAAUAGCAAAGGAAGAAGGCCUUCAGUCUCUGUACAGAGGCUGGUUCCCGGUUAUCUCCAGCCUCUGCUGCUCCAACUUCGUCUACUUCUACACCUUCAACACACUGAAGAAGCUGACGGUAUCCGGUCCGGGGAAGUCCAGGCCGGCCAAAGACCUGCUCAUGGGGGUCGUAUCAGGGGUUGUGAAUGUGAUCCUGACCACGCCCAUGUGGGUGGUCAACACACGGCUGAAGCUGCAAGGGGUGAAGUUCAGAAACGAAGAACUCCACCAGACCCAGUAUAGGGGCAUAUUUGACGCUUUCUCACAGAUCAUCGCCAACGAGGGAGUGGCAGCUCUGUGGAGCAGCACCCUGCCCUCUCUCAUCCUGGUCCUCAACCCGGCUGUACAGUUCAUGUUCUAUGAAGCCAUGAAGAGGAAGGCGGGCAAAGGAGGGAGGAAGAUAUCCUCAGCAGAGAUCUUUCUCAUCGGAGCCAUUGCUAAGGCCAUCGCUACCACCGCAACGUAUCCUCUUCAGACAGUUCAGGCCAUCCUGAGGUUCGGUCAGUACAAAGGCGACGGCAAGGGCGGCGUCAUCGGAAGCCUCUCCAACAUUUUGUUCCUGCUCAUGGACCGGAUCAAGAAGAACGGCGUCCUCGGCUUGUACAAAGGCCUGGAGGCCAAGCUGCUGCAGACGGUGCUGACGGCCGCCCUCAUGUUCGUCGUCUACGAGAAGAUCACCGCCGCCACCUUCAGAGUCAUGGGCCUGAACAAGAAGCUGAAGCACUGAGCCCGCUCUCCUCGCCUGCUUGGGUACAACGCGGCAUUAAUGCACUCGUCGUCAGGGGGUUUUUAUCCGAGCCUGCUGAUUAUACACGUAACGAUACGCGAGUUUAAAUCGGUGCCUUUACGUAAACAGCGACCGGAGGUGGGUUUAAUUCUUGUGCCGCCGUCUCGCUCUUAACCUUUAACUACUUCCAUCGGUGCCCAAAUGCAGCUUCUGCACUGUCCUGUUAUUUUUUUGAAUGAAACUGUUCUCAAUUCAGCAAAAAGGUUUCUUUGCUUUCAUGCGGAGGGUUGGCAGCAAAGACAUGAGGCUCCGACAAACACACACCGCUCUUCAUGCGUGCGCCGAGAAAGCGGAGUAACUUCGUUGCCAUGGUUACGCUCCCGCACGGCAACCGGACGCAUUUCUCGGACACCGGAAAUAAGAACAAAUCGCAGACGUCUGAGACUGACGCGUCGUUUUAGGAAAGUCCUGCUCGUUAAACCUGCGUGUGUUGCCUUAAUCUGAGCCCCCGGACCAAAUUAAAACAUUUGUUUUAACUGUUAAUCUAAACGGGCGUCAUCCUGCAAAACGGAAACCUCGUGAAAUCACGGAGAGAUUCUUUUUAAUGUGCUGCUGUCAUUAGUAGACACGUAUUAGUGGUAAAUGGGGAGGAAGGGAGUAAAGAGGUUCCGUCUGUAUUUAUUGAUUUGCCUGUAAAUUCGAGACCACGUUUUCCAGCUCUUAACGAUUCCAGCAAUUCUAAUAUGUAUGAAGAUUGAAUUAAUAGAAAUAGGAAUUAAUCCGUCACUGGGAGUUCGACAAGUGCCUCUACAUUAAGUUGUACAGUCGUUUGAAAUGUACCGUGUGAUGACUGCUGUUGAUUUAUGCAAACACAUGAUGCACUGAGUUUCGUCUACAGAGUCAUAUCUACUGUUCUGGUGGUUGUCAGUGUACGCACGUUAUUUAUGCCAGUGACUUGUGCGGUUGUAAAGUAGUAAUUCAGAUAACAGAAACACAAGAGUAUUCAGCUAUCAGAAGGUUCCAGACGUCUUCUUUGUCCUGGAUCAUUUGACCGUUUGCUUCUUUAGUUGCUGUCAACGUGCUUAUUGAGCCCGUUAAGCCGGCGCUGUGGCCGCUUCCAUACCGUAGCUCCGGACUCUUAAGCUUAGUUUCUGCUCCUGCAACCGGUCUACGCACAACCUGUGAGGCAUUUAUUGAAUGUAACGGCGUCGUCAGCACAGAAUAAAGCGUUUACCACAUUUGAGCUCCUCUAGAUUCAGGUCAGUUGUGAAAUCUGUACACAACAGCACAACAGUUGCAUUCAUUACUGUAGGAACCUUUUUUUUUUCCUUCUUACUUGUCUUAUUUCUUAAAGUGACCAUGUUUACAUGAAAAUACCUGCUCACCCAGUACUUACUUGAUAGGAUCUUUUUUAUGUUUAAAUCGAGACUGUUUUUUGAAUUAACCAGGGAACAAUAAAGUUUGAGAAAUGACAA